Messenger RNA from Suillus plorans, 1421 nucleotides. RefSeq lists its product as uncharacterized. Gene Ontology annotation, biological process: regulation of transcription by RNA polymerase II. The record is from RefSeq and is a predicted model, not a curated record. The coding region runs from base 321 to 1148 and encodes 275 amino acids. Gene Ontology annotation, cellular component: PcG protein complex; transcription regulator complex. Gene Ontology annotation, molecular function: DNA-binding transcription factor activity, RNA polymerase II-specific; RNA polymerase II cis-regulatory region sequence-specific DNA binding. The transcript has 5 exons. NCBI's taxonomy places the organism in Eukaryota, Fungi, Basidiomycota, Agaricomycetes, Boletales, Suillaceae.
GAGUGCGCAGCAGGUCUAAAGCGACAAUCACCACGGUUGCCUACCUUAAAUAUGGUAACCGAGUGGUAACCAUGUCUUUGAAUGUCAGGUUUGUCCUCGAGGUGCUGUCCUGCAGUAUAAUGGAAUAGACCCGGUCACGUUUCUUCAUGCAAGUUACUUUCCAGCCUUCCGAACCCGCCGCAUCACGAUCGGCGUGCAACGGUAUCCUGCCGUUACCGCGGUCUACUAGAGGCGAUCCGACCAUAUAAGAUUCCCCGACAUCCACUACAAUUCAACUCGUCCUCUUGUAUACUUUUCCCCUUGUAUCUCAUACCAUAAAAAUGUCUGGCCGCUCAUUCCCGGAGAGUGAUGCUCAUCGAGAAGCAGCUCGGCCAACCCUCCCUUCUGUUCGCGAACUUUUCCCAGAAUUAUCUCGUACUCCAAGACCUUCCGUAAUACCUCCUCCUUCCUGGGUGGGUUCAAAUCACGACCCAUACUGCGCACCACAUAUGGGUCAGUCAGAUGUCCUAUCUGGACCAGGCUUGCAGAGAAACCCUUCGACACCCUACCACCCUAUUUCUUCCCGUAGUUCACGACACGAAACGCACCCAACGCACCUCCAUCCAUCUCAUGAGCAUCCACCGCAUUCAAUGUAUCAUUCUCAGCAUCCACCGAAUCAAUUUUCUCGGUCAUCCACUAAUAGUGGCCAGGGACGGCCAGCCUAUGAUUACACGAGUCACCCAGGGCCCAGCUCAUAUCUGGAUUAUUCAAGGCAUCAGUAUGCCGGGCAAUCCAUGAUGGAGCCCCCAGGAUCAGCAUCUUAUAUUCCACGCUACCCCGAUGUACGGGGUCAGCAUUACCGUAGAGACUCUCAAGAGACUACAUCUAGUAUAGACGAUUCCAGUCCUCAUGCUAAUGCCGGGCCUUCAUCACUCAAAUACGAGUGCGACUACUGUGGUAAAGGCUUCAAUCGUCCCAGUAGUUUAAAGAUCCACCUGAAUAGUCAUACUGGCGAAAAGCCCUUUACGUGCACCUUUGAGGGCUGUGGUCGUAGUUUCAGCGUGCUCAGCAACAUGCGUCGGCAUGCUCGCGUGCAUGCCGAUGCCUCAGGACGCUAUCAUGAGGACAGCGACGAGUCAAACGACGCACAUUCACGUUCCGGGCGUUAGAGCGACAUGUGUUGUCCUCACGGAUGUAUACUAGGCACAUGCAAUCACUCCUAUUCGGGUCUCAUGAUCUUCGUUGCAUUUUUCACGGACAUUGCAUCAGUUGUUCAUGAUGGGCGGCACAUAUUUAUGGCAAUUUACGAGCAUUUAUUUAAUCGCAUGCACUUGCUGAUGAGCAUCAUACUCAUUACUCAUAUAUCUAUUCUAUACAGUCAUCGUCGCUAGUGUACUCGGGUGUAUCCAUUCCUUUUUAAUUAAUAGUGGUUUUCGGUGUUG